Drosophila grimshawi is the source of this 1324-nucleotide messenger RNA. RefSeq names its product SET and MYND domain-containing protein 5 (gene Smyd5). Gene Ontology annotation, molecular function: histone H4K20 methyltransferase activity; protein binding. Bases 61 to 1242 code for a protein of 393 amino acids. NCBI's taxonomy places the organism in Eukaryota, Metazoa, Arthropoda, Insecta, Diptera, Drosophilidae. The transcript has 4 exons. The record is from RefSeq and is a predicted model, not a curated record.
GUCCGAUGAGCGUGUUUCUUGGUUUGUUUAUGCGAACUUCCAGUUGGGCUUGGCAACAAAAUGAACCAUUUUGAAAUACAGGACCUGCCCGGCAAGGGUCGGGCAAUGAUAGCAACGAAAAGUUUUGCCACCGAUGAGAUUAUCUUCGAGGAGGAGCCAUUCGUAUCGCAUCAGUUCUCGUGGAACACAGCCUACGGCUAUGCAGCCUGUGAUCAUUGUAUGCGACCGCUAGAGACAUUGCUGGAGAACGUGCGACGCUUGGCCAAUAACCAGGCGGUUGCUGUGCCGCUAGUGGAACACGAUCCCACCGCUCUCUGGUUCCCACAGUUUACGCAGUGUGCACGCUGUAAGGUGCGCUACUGCUCUGAGGAUUGCUUGGUUGAGGCACAGAAGCGAUAUCAUCGCGUGGCUUGCAUGGGCGCCUUUCGGGCGGACGAUACACAUCCGAUUAAUGUGCUGAAUGAGACAUGGAAGAAGAUGCACUACCCGCCAGAGACGGGCACCAUAAUGCUAAUUGUCCGGCUGAUGGCCAUGUAUCAGCAGAGCAACAAAAAAUCGGAAUUUCUAGAGCAACUGCAAUCAUUUCAAGCCCUAAUUGUUAAUCGCGAACAGAAGAUUUACCACAAGAUGCUCGGCGAGAAUUUUGAACGGCAAAUGGAGCAACUUUAUACGGCCUUUUGCAAUGCAUUCAAAAGCGAGGAGUUCGCUAUGUUCACUACACCGGAUGCAUUCAAGACACUGAUGGGCAUUUUGGGUACAAAUAGCCAGGGCAUUGCCACCAGCGUGCUGGCCCAGUGGGUAACCAAAGUCUCCGAAUUGCCGCUGCCAGAUGCGGACAAAGAACAACUGGACACGGUCAUUGAUGAGCUCUACGCCAAAGUGGGUGAUUUUGCUGGUGAAUUUCUAAACAACGAGGGUUCCGGUUUGUACAUCCUGCAGAGCAAGAUCAAUCACAGUUGCGUUCCAAAUGCACAGUCCACGUUUCCCUACUCCAACGACAUUGUCGUAUUGAAGGCCGUGGCGCCCAUUGAGAAAGGCGACGAGAUUUGUAUUUCCUAUUUGGAUGAGUGCCAGCUGGAGCGCAGUCGCCACUCCCGGCAUAAAACACUGCGCGAGAACUAUAUAUUCGUUUGUCAAUGUCCCAAAUGCAGAGCACAAGCCUCAGAUCCAGAUGUCACCAGCGACGAGGACGAGGAUGACGACGACGAAGAAAUGGAUGACUGCGAUGAUGACAUGGCCUAACUGCUCAGCAUUUGAUAUGUUACUUCUAUACCCCGUGAUGGGGUAGUUAUCUUUAAUUAAAGCGAUCUAACUCUAACUUUUA